Anguilla rostrata (American eel) is the source of this 4444-nucleotide messenger RNA. RefSeq names its product NADH-cytochrome b5 reductase 3-like. The record is from RefSeq and is a predicted model, not a curated record. The coding region runs from base 141 to 1034 and encodes 297 amino acids. Gene Ontology annotation, molecular function: oxidoreductase activity. The transcript has 9 exons. NCBI's taxonomy places the organism in Eukaryota, Metazoa, Chordata, Actinopteri, Anguilliformes, Anguillidae.
GCGGGGCAAAGGACCGUGCCAUGUAUUGUAGGUGGGGUCGACAGUGCUGUGGUGGGGUCGAUCAAGGAUCGGGGUGAGACGCAUUUUUGUACCAGAGGGAACUGGCACAAGUGCUUGGGGAAAAAGUUCAGAAAUCAAAGAUGAUCGCUUACAUUUGUGGCCUGAUUCGAAGCUGGAUUGAUGGCAUUAUCAGCCUAAUAUUUGGCCUUUUCUCGAAGAAACCUGCAAUUACGCUUCAGGACCCCAAUAUAAAGUAUGCCUUGCGUCUAAUCGACAAAGAGAUCGUCAGCCAUGACACCAGGAAGUUCCGAUUUGCCCUCCCCUCUCCGGACCACGUCCUGGGGCUGCCCAUUGGCCAACACAUUUACCUGUCCGCCAAGGUAGAUGGGAACCUGGUGGUCAGGCCCUACACACCUGUGUCCAGUGACGAUGACAAGGGAUUUGUAGACCUGGUGGUCAAGAUUUAUUACAAAAAUGUUAACCCCAAGUUCCCUGAGGGUGGGAAGAUGUCCCAGUACUUGGAAGGCUUGCGUAUUGGCGAUACCAUUGAUUUCCGUGGACCGAGCGGACUGCUCAUCUAUGAGGGCAAUGGAAAGUUUGCCGUCAAACCGGACAAGAAGUCGGAGCCGGUGAUCAAGACCGCCAAGCACGUGGGCAUGAUCGCGGGCGGGACGGGGAUCACUCCCAUGCUGCAGAUCAUUAAGGCGGUGAUGAAGGAUCCCAAGGACCAGACUGUGUGCUAUUUGCUCUUUGCCAACCAGUCUGACAAGGACAUUCUUCUCCAGCCUGAGCUGGAGGAGAUUUUGGCCAAUCACCCAUCCCGCUUCAAGCUGUGGUUUACCGUGGACCGGGCGCCUGCAGAUUGGCCGUACAGCCAAGGAUUCAUCAGCGAGGACAUGGUGCGGGACCGCCUCCCGCCCCCGGGGGACCACGCCCUCGUCCUCAUGUGCGGCCCGCCUCCCAUGAUCCAGUUCGCCUGCAACCCCAACCUGGAUAAAGUGGGCCACGCCCCCGACAGGAGGUUCAUCUUCUAACCCCGCCCCCCUCCUCCCGCGAUAAGCCUCCUCGGCAAGCUUUUGUUGUGUCUGGGUGCAGAAGUUUGUAUAUUCCUUAUUAAAUAGCGCUUGGCUUUGAUUGGCCCCAAUCUGUUACACGGACCAUCUAGGGCCAAUCGGUGAAGUGGAAAAUCCAUUACCGGUCUUUGAUACUGGAGUCAAGGACUUGGUUGCAAUAAUUUUUUUUGUUGUUGAUCUAAUUAGAAAUGUCUAACACAGAGUGGCCUUUGUGUUCAUCUUAAAGCUUAAAGAGUUUUGAAAUCGUAUGAUUUUGAUCCUCGGGACACCGGUAUAAAUGUGGACCGUCUGUCUUUUCGUUGAUUUUGUUAGUCUGUUGUGGAUUGUCUGUGUGAAGCGCGUGAUGUAUUUGAGCAGCAGUGGCGAUGCCGGCGGCUGAUCGGCUGAUCAGCGCGGACCGUGGAUCGGGAUCAGCGUGCGUUCGUGCCGGCCAGCUGUAAAAGGGGCGGAGCACUGCGCAACCUCGCGUAUCCCCAUUGGCCGUCUCUGUACUGCACGGAGGACGUUCUUUCUGGCCCGCUUACUGUAGGCACUGAUUAGAUCUCAGACCACUUGUUGACGUAACUCCUUUAGAACUGAAGAGAACCUGCAGAAGAACCGUGCUGAGACCAUCUCCUGAGGUGGUCUGAGUUUGGGUCCUUUCUGAGGGGCCUGAGUUUGGGGCCUUUCAGAGGGGUCUGAGUUUGGGUCCUUUCUGAGGGGCCUGAGUUUGGGUCCUUUCUGAGGGGGUCUGAGUUUGUUUGGCGUGUUCACAUAUACACAAGUUUGGGAGACUUGUCACUGAGACGCAAAUUAAUUCUGAAAAUGAAAAGUUCACAUUCAAAGAAAGCGGCGGUAAGCUUAACCCUGGUUCUCUCAAAAUAAGUUUGCGUCAAAAUGACAGAAGACCUUUAACUAUAUUUCGUGGAUCAAUGAACUGACCCAAGAUAAACCAGCACACUAAAUCUUUAGGACCAAGUUUGGGAAAUCCAACCAUGAGGAUAACUGACCGCAAUCCCAACUGCUCCACACUCAUCCUAGCCCCAACUAUUUUUUUCUGAACGAUAACUACUCUGAUCCAGAAUCCGUGUAUGGACAGGGCCUAACCACAUUAAGACUGAGAUCCGAGUCACUUAAUUGAAUGAUUAUGCUGGCACGUCCUACACUGAUACACCAGGCUCCAGCUUGAGUCCCGUUUUAAGGAUUCUCAAUAACCAAAUAUAUACCGCUUCAUAUUUCAACAUGCAGUAUCUGACUGUCCACAAUGCAGCUUUACUUUAUGCAUGGAUUCACUAGACUAAGCAGCUUUUGACACACAAGUUAGGCACAAGCAUGAACGUCAGUCAACAUUAAAACAUGAAUUAAUGUCACCCAACCUGUACUGCAACACAGCCAUGCAAAUGGUUAGUUACUGCAUAAACAGUCUUACUUUCUUAGUUGUACAUUUAGUGGUUACUAUGGAGCUACCAUAAUUAUAUGUAUGUGUGUAUAUAUAUAUAUAUAUAUAUACUGUAUAUAUAUAAUUUGGCUGUGGUGAUGCUAGAGGUUUCAGCUUGGUGACCUUCUUUUCUGAUUGGUCAGCUGCUUAUGACCAGGCGCUCAUCUGUACAGGAAAAUUGUGUCGGGGCUGUUCACCACAUUACUGAUUCGAGAGGCUCAUUUUCUCUCUCAUCUAAUUUGCAUCACGCUUUAAUGAAGAUGUUUGGGUUUUUUUUUCUUUACUUUUUUUUUUUUUUAAGACCAGUGUGGGGAGGCUGCAGUUGUUGUAUUGAUGAUUUUUUUUUUUUCCUAUUCUCCGAAUAUAAUUCAUUAAUGUGAGCAAGUGAUAAAACCUGGUCACAAAGCAACCACUGAUCCAAGUCUAAACAGUGAAGAACUGCUAUAGAUGGCAACAUGUGUUAUACUAAAAUGCACACUGAGCAUGCAGGGGGGGAGUGCCAUUAUAAUUUACGUGCUUACGCUAUAUUUAAGUGCACAAUGAGCAUGCAGAGGGGAGCGCCCUUAUCCUUUGUCACAGCUGACAAACGCGGUGCUGCAAAACUAGAAAAGCAUCGUUUCUCGGCGUCAGGUUCAACAUGGUGGCCCGCCAGGCGUUGGUCAGUUGUGCUGAAACGUCAGGCAACCCUGAGGCCCGGAGACGGAGGGAAGAGACGAGAUUUAGCUGCGUGGACAAGCAGCCCGUCGACUCUUAAAAUAAGAAAGUGGUGUAAGUCGCUCCGGAGAGUGAGUGUCUGGCUAAAUGGCGGCAAUGCAACGAAAGUUGGAGAGUUCGAGGGUGAAAAUGAGGACUGAAGGAGGCGCUAAUUAGCGCUAGUCCUGAGUUUGGAUACGAGCGGCUGUCGGAACCGGAGUUCAAAAGAAGCGCGAGGUGCGGCUAACAGGAUAUGUGGGGUUUUAGCGGUGCGUUUUUCUCCAUUACAGUAUCAGGGCUCAAGAGCAAGCAUAAGCAGACACAGAAAAGACUAAAGCAGCCGCAUAUUUUCAUUGGGGAUCUCUCAUUCAAAUACACUGUGCCUUUUAUCCUGAUUUUGGGCUGCUCUCACGUUCUCCCCAUUCCUUAAGUCUUUGGAACAGCUUGGGCAGGGCUCAUCCCCACGGCAACCGAUCCACAUCAGCCGGUUGAACGCCUUUACCUGCGCCCGCGGAGACGCGCCAGCCGCUGUUGCUCGGCGACGAAAUUUCACCGCGUAGGAGGACUGAUUUUUUAGCGAGCGCAGUAAUCGGAGACACGGGAAUGGCCGUGCAGCUGGGAGGAGGCGGGUUCGACCCGCGCAACUUCUCAGCCGGAGACUCGCACGUUCGCCGUUUGCUCCGAUUGGCCGGACGUGCGAUUUGGAGCAAAAGGCAGGCUUGGUCAGCCAAUGCAUGCGCUGCGUGCGUGUUUGUAAUGGCAGAAGUGAAACGCUGGGCUGACUUUAAACAUUAGAUUCUGGCCUUGAUGCUCAAUACAGUAGCGUUCCAUACAUGGUAGUAGUUGCAGUUUUCAGCUGCACCCAGGCAUUUUGUUUAAAAAAGGGUUUUUUUUUUUUUGAGACGGGCAAAAUGUGCUUCUGGAAUGCAAUUUAUGCAAGUCUACAUUCCUGAGGGGGAAAAUCAGUCCCUUACAUCCAGUGGAAAUUCAGAAAGUUCUACCAAAGCAUUAAAUUCCUUUAACUGCAGCUGGACACUGAUGCCAGUCCCUUUUGCUCAUCAGUAAGUGAUGCUAAUUGUACCACUAAUUUGAAUUGACCACAGUACUGAUGUUCCCCAUUCGUAAACGUUUGCAAUGUCUGCAUUUGAUUGAAGUUACAGCUUGUAUUCUCAAAAAAAGUUUGAUUACUGAAAUGUUCAUCCGUCUGUGGUUUGAUAUAACGCAUAAGGAUUCCAAAUAAAUGCAAAUGUAAUAAAAAGUA